Messenger RNA from Morone saxatilis (striped sea-bass), 7095 nucleotides. RefSeq names its product TBC1 domain family, member 4 (gene tbc1d4). Bases 747 to 4496 code for a protein of 1249 amino acids. The transcript has 23 exons. The record is from RefSeq and is a predicted model, not a curated record. NCBI's taxonomy places the organism in Eukaryota, Metazoa, Chordata, Actinopteri, Moronidae.
CUCCAGCACAUGGGAUGGUUGGGCGGGUCGUCGACGCGCACAGCCGCUCCGCCUCCAAGGCGCUGUGGAAGAAAGGAUCACAGACGGGAGAGACUGACACUAAAAGGCGAUAAACAAGCAUCAAUGUGUGCAGCCUAUGUAUUUUACAAGACCGAAGAGAAACAAACAUGCGACCGCGCCAGCUGUAACAGGAUAUCAGGGCUGGGACUGUGUUAAUGCGCCGCCCUGGUUGUGCGCUCUGGAGCAACGUACAGCGCGUCAAAGAAAAUCAGAUUUCUCAGGGCGACUUGUGUUUACACAGGAGCCAUCCAAAGCCACGUUUUAGCAAGCAAGCUUGGUUGGGACAGUACAGUGCACGACUGUUUGCGUUUGACUCACUGCCCAUGCAAACCGUGGAGGAACAGAGCAAGCAAGAAAGCCACCAAUACAUGACCAUAUAAGUGAUUUUACUUGAAAUCCUUGACGGGAAACUGUCCGUCGGAGAGUGUAUUAUUUUUUUUGCAGAGAUCUGGAUGUCAUUAAGUGUUGCAGCUGAUCGGCAGGGCGAGCACAUGUGCAUGUAAUCGCUUCGUUGGAGGAAACAACUUUCACUAUGGAUGUGGACAUGGAAACUGUUGCAAAGUAACCACAACUGCGCCUGGCCUCGGAUUGCAGGGAAUGGUAGCUACAUCGGCAUAAUUUUUUAAUAGUAAUCUCUAUUCCACAUCGCUGUCAAGGAGCUUCGGCCGAAAGUCCGCUGGGUCGACAUGGAGACUCAGGAGGAUGAGAGGGAGAGCAGUCCUCCGAAGUCGGACAGGAGGUUCGCCUUGACGUACAUCGGCUGGUCCUCGCUGGACAGGCGGACCACCCUACCCAUGCUGCCGUGGCUGGUGGCUGAGAUCCGCAGGAGGGGCGAGAGGGGCGACUGCGGCCCCAUGGUGCAGCCGAGAGAAGUUCAGCUGGUCCUCAACCCCCCUUUCGUCCGAUGUGUCCCCUCCAGCAGCAACAACUCCUCAGUCUUUAUAUUCGAGCACAAAGCACAGCUCGUCUCUCGCUUCAUCCACAACAGCAAUGACCUCACCUAUUUCGCCUAUCUCCUGCGGGGCCAGCCCGACAAUCCCGAGUCCGAGAUGUCCUGUCACGUCUUCAAGGCCUGCGACCCCAACCAGGUCCCCGAGGUGAUCAGCAGCAUUCGCCAAGUGUCCAAAUCAGCCCUAAAGGAAGACACCAAGCCAAAACAGGAAGCUGACGAGGCCUUCUACAACUCCCAGAAGUUUGAAGUGCUCUACUGUGGCAAGGUGACAGUUGUGCACAAAAAGGCUCCACCCACACUCGUUGAUGACUGCAUCGAUAAGUUUCGUCAGCAUGAGGUCGAACGCAAGCGCCUGCGGCUGCUCAACGGUCAGCGAGGGUCCACAGAGAGUGCCCCCGUGGAGUUCCUCAUCGGGGGAGAAGGAGACCCUCUGUCUGCUGUUCUGAAUAAGAGUAUAGAAGACCCUGAUUGCCCUGGAGUGGAGGACAUGACUGGAGGUAAAGGUCUGUCUAGCAGUGCCAGUCAGAGCAGCCUGCGAGGAGCGUUCCCCGAGUGCAUCCUGGAGGAUUCCGGAUUUGAGGAGCCUCAGGAGUUUCGUACCCGUUGCAGCAGCCUGGCGGGGAGUUUGCAGAAGAAGCCGGGAGAAGGCGUCAUCAUGGCACCCACGCGCCGCAGACACUCUAGCGCACCCAACCAUGUUCAGCCGUCUGACGCAGACAAGAACCGUACCAUGCUCUUCCAGGUUGGGCGUUUUGAAGUAAACCUCAUAAGUCCUGACAGUAAAACAGUGGUGCUGGAGAAGAACUUCAAAGAUAUCUCAUCCUGCUGUCAGGGCAUCAAGCAGUGCGACCAUUUUGGAUUCAUCUGUCGGGACCAAUCAGAGCCUGGUCCCAGUCAGUAUGUGUGCUAUGUUUUCCAGUGUGCCAGUGAGUCCCUGGUGGAUGAGGUGAUGCUGACCCUGAAGCAGGCCUUCACUACAGCAGCAGCCUUACAGAGCAACAAGACCCAGGUCCAGCUCUGUGAAGCCUGCCCCAUGCACGACCUGCACAAGCUCUGCGAGCGGAUUGAAGGUCUCUACCCACCCAGAGCAAAGCUAGCCAUCCAAAAAUAUCUCUCCCAGCUGACUGAUAAUGAGCAGGCUGAAAUUUUUGAGCGAGUUCAGAGACUGAAGCCUGGGUCAGACCAAGAGGAGAAUGAGCUGGUGAUUCUCCAUCUAAGACAGCUCUGUGAAACCAAACAAAAGUCCCACCUCCACAUCGGAGAGACCCCUCAGAACGCAGCAAACAGCUCAUCGGCAGGAGACGGCGCAGCCACCAGCAGUCGCUUCAAACUUGAUAUUCUCAAGAAUAAAGCACGCACCUCCCUCACCAGCUCUCUGGAGAACAUCUUUGCGAGGGGUGCCAGCCGGAUGCGGGGCCGCUUGGGGAGCAUGGGAAGCAUUAGCAGUUUUGAACGGCAGGAUGAGGAAUCUCCUGGUCACUCCCCUCCAGGUUCCCCUCCCGCUUUUCCAGACGAUGACCCGGAAGCCGGCUUGCAGUUCCGUAGGCGUGCCCACACCUUCAGCCAUCCACCUGUGAAGAAACGCAUCUCAUUUGAGGGACAGCCGUCCAGCCAGGGCAAACAGGCUCCACUGCGCAGACAGCAGUCUGUUAACCCAGAACUGCUGCAGAGCAGUCCCGUGGCUGUCUCGAGAACGCGCAGUGUUUCGGAGAGCGAGUCCUCCUUCAGCCUCCCCUCCUCCUUCUCCACCCCCACUUUCCUGAAAAGCAUUUACCAGGGCUCACUGGGCUCCCUGAGUUCCCUGGCAGACAGUGGGAGCCUCAAGAGCAAUGGGGAAGGCAGGAAGAGGACACUGUCUGGCUGCAGCAGUGACUCAGUGAGUGGAGGUCUCCCUCCGCCCCCACGCAGGGUCUCCUGGAGACAGAAGAUCUUUCUGAGGGUUGCGUCACCCAUGAACAAGACCUCUACAUCCAUGCAGCACCCAGACCACUCUGAUGGCAAGGAGCUGUUGCCUCUUUCUCCUCGUGCCUUUGACUCAAGUCUGGAUCCGUUGGGGCGCCUGCUGCAGCCGGGGGAGAGGCCUAAGAGGACUGGAUCUGGCUACCGGUCCCUCUGGAAGACUGCCAUCCACCAGCAGAUCCUACUGCUGCGCAUGGAAAAGGAGAACCAGAGACUGGAGGCGAGCCGGGAUGAGCUGCACAUCCGCAAGAUGAAGCUGAACUACCAGGAAGUGGGCCAGUGCUCCAAAGAUGCGCAGGCAUUGUGGGAGAAAAAACUGACGGCCCCAGGCAGAACGACAGUCCCACAAGACAAGGAGGAGAUUUAUCGUGCACUCUGCCAAGGUGUUCCCAAGAGCAGGCGUGGGGAGGUCUGGUUGCUCCUUUCCCAUCAGCAUCGGCUGCGUCACAGACUGCCCCAGCGUCAGCAGGCCCCGGACACCACCUACCAUGACCUGCUCAAGCAGCUCACUGCACAGCAGCAUGCUAUUCUGGUGGAUCUAGGCCGGACCUUCCCCACCCACCAGUACUUCUCAGCCCAGCUGGGCACAGGGCAGCUUUCCCUCUACAACCUCCUGAAAGCCUACUCUCUGCUGGAUACAGAGGUGGGCUACUGCCAGGGUAUUAGCUUUGUGGCUGGAGUGUUGCUGCUGCACAUGAGCGAAGAACAGGCCUUUGACAUGCUGAAGUACCUCAUGUAUGACCUCGGCAUCAGGCAACAGUACAGACCUGACAUGGUCUCUCUGCAGAUUCAGAUGUACCAGCUCUCCAGACUUUUACACGACUACCACCGCGAGUUGUACAAUCACUUCGAGGAGCACGAGAUCAGCCCGAGCCUCUACGCAGCACCGUGGUUCCUCACUCUCUUCGCCUCACAGUUCCCCCUCAGCUUUGUGUCCCGCAUCUUCGAUUUUGUAUUUGUCCAGGGAACCGGGGUGAUCUUUAAAGUGGCCCUCUGUCUGCUGAGCAGCCAUGAGGGGGAGAUAGUGGAGUGUGACAGCUUUGAGAGCAUUGUGGACUAUCUGAAAACUACACUUCCAGCCCUCACUCACACACAGAUGGAGCAGACCAUUGCAAAGGUAAUGGAGAUGGACAUCUCCAAGCAGCUGCAUGCAUACGAGGUGGAGUACCAUGUCCUGCAGGAUGAGAUGUUAGAUGCCGGACCGUUGCCUGAUGACUCUGACCGGCUCGACAAACUAGAAAAGACGAAUGUACAGUUGAAGAAACAGAACAUGGACCUGCUGGAAAAACUUCAGGCUGCACGGCAGAAGAUCCAGACGCUGGAGACAAGUGUAGAGAACUUCCUUUCUCGGGAGAGCAAAAUGAAGCACAUGAUUCGCUCUCUGGAGCAGGAGAGGGCAGCUUACCAGAAGACCAUUGAACGCAUGCGCUCUUGCCUUCCCCCUGACGCCCUGACAGAUGUGGAGAUGACCCAGAUCAAAACAGGACCCAACGGGAAAGCCAAAACUGCAGCCAAGAAGCCCUGAUGGCAACCAGGGGGCUUGCUGCUCUGGGCAGACACACAGGCAGACACUGAAGUGAACGAAUGGCGAGUACUCUAGUGGAAGGCUGCUGAGACCCACAGCUAUUGUUGUACAGCUGCACAAGAGUAGCAGUGUUUUGUAAAUGUGUGAUGUCUGGACUUGAGACAUGCGGACUGCAUGGGAAAUAUCUACGUGAUAUUUGUCAGCAUAUAAUAGAGUGGUGGGAGGAUGGUUUCAGUUAUAUUAGCAAACAGACUGUUCCGUCAGUGCAUCAAAGCUGCUGUUCUGUCUCAUCUGUUUCACUGCCAGUUUAAAGGUGAGAUCAAGAUGCAAAACAUGCCUCCCUAUUCAGAUCUUUUUGGUUAUCACAGGGGAAUUUUCUAGAUUGACACGAGUAAGAAAUGUGUCUGCCUCUGCAAAUCUCUUUGAACACUGCCUUGAUGUUUUUACUACCAGUCUCAGUAGCACCACAAAAGCAUUGAACAGAGGGUGCCUGUUGGCAAACAAUCCUUUGGACCUCAGGUUCAACUUAUAGCCAUUACCAGUGUGUAUGAUCCUGGAGUUGAUGCCCCAUCAUUUUUAUUGUUUUUGAACUUGUGUCUGUGAUGGAAACUCUGCCUCAGAGUAUUCGCAUUGUUUUGUUUUUUCCUUUUAUUCACUUGAAUUUUUUGUGAAUGUAAUUUCCCUCCAAAGAUCAUCUGUUUUUCACAACAGAGACAUUUGGGUGCACGUCUGCCAUGUUAGGCUUUAAAUUUCAGCAGACAUAUAUAGUAUCUUGCUGCUCAUCUCUCAGCACAGCACCACUGCCUUCACGUGAGACAUCUUUAAUAAUUGCACUUGCUGCUUUUAAGGAGGAAGUGUUUCUUCCAAAGCUCAGGCAGGAUGUGAGGUCGUCUGCCUUCUCAGUUUCCUGUGUGACUGACCGCGGUGUCGCCUCCUUUUAGCACCACAUUCAGACACUGAAGCAUAGUUCACGCUCCCCAGGAGGCACCGAAAAACAGACCUAUGGUGGAGGAGUGAUCUGAAUGUACAGCACAUGCUUCGGUUCUAAAAGUCAAGACAUUUUUGUUUUUGUCAGCUCGAGGUGUGACAAAACUAGCAACAUCCUCUCUUCCUGUAGUUCUUGAAUGUGGGACUACAAGCAGCUAGUGUUGUUUGGCUCAUGAUUUCAAGGCAACACGUAUCUUCAGUUGCAUCACUGUUGGUCACACAGUCAUUUUUUGUUUGCAGUGAAACUCAAGUGUUUAGGUGAAGAGAGAAACUGCAACAAAAAUAAGAACUUCGAAACCAUUCACUUUCCUUUUGAGUGGGGACGAGUCUCUCCUGUUACUGGGUAAUAUGUACAGUGUAUGUACACACACACUCUUAUACACACAAAUUGUGCAGUGAACUGGCUGACUGUAUGGGCAGACAGUUCAAAUGAGUUGAAAGAGUGUCCCUGGCUUUCUCCUCAGUUUUGUUUUAUCCCACCUCCGUGUCUGACUCACCAUUGCCAUUUCUGAUUGAAAGCAAAACAGUCCUGGGCUUUACUCCGCUUUCAUAAAACACCCUUACAUUAAACCCAAGGUGAUGUCUAUCAUGAAAAAUGUACUUACUAAAAGUGUCUAUCAGUCUUCCUGUCCUUGGUGACAAGUUGUGGUAACACAUUUGUGUCUUUCAGUGUAAAGUUUUUAUUCUCAAACUUUAGUCCAAGCUGACAUAUCCUUUGGCAUACACUGCAUUAUUUUUGUGUUCAGCAUCCUGUGUAUUUGCAUAAACCAAGAGCACUUGGCUACUUUUGCUAAGGAGCUACAGUAAUUCACAUAACGUUGAAUAGGUUGAUCAAUCGGGCUUGACGUUCCCUGUCAUGGUGAAAUCUUCUCUUAAUUGAGAUGACAUUGUAAAGGUUUACACCAAACGUCUCAUAAAUAAUACAGAAAUAGUGACCUCCGAACGGCAAGGAUUCCAGUUCAGAAAGUGAAACAUAUCAAACAACUCAUUUUGAAAUCUGUCAAACGAUACAUAGGAUACAGUCCUAUACAGCUUUCUUGUCUCCCUUUGCCUCCUUUGCUUGUCUGCAGUAUUUGUGCAUCAUAUAAAUUGACUGUUGAACCAAAGAUGUGGUUGCUUUUCAAAAAUAAGUGAAUGCAAAUUGAAUGAAGUCAUCCAAAAUGCUGUGAUAUACUGUAUGUUGAAUGUGAUAACUUUAUGGUCACUACACUUUUUCAGCAUUCUUCAGAUUUGUACUAAAACAAAAGCUUGAAAUGAUACCCAAUACUGGCAGUAAAAACUUGACACACUUAAAAAAACCAUUGGCAGACUUGUUUACUCAUCAUUCUAAACGUAUUCCUUUGUGCCAAAAGUAAAUGAUGGCCUUUAUUCUCCAUUAAUCGGAGAUAUGAGAUUUUGUGAAUAUCUAAUGUUAAGCACAUCCUCGUGGUCAGUGACACGUCCAUAUUUUACAUCAGGUGCUCUCUGUCCUGACUACUAAAUAGUGCUUGUAUCACUGUGUUUUAAGGAAAAACACUUAAUUAUAGAUGGGUUGUUUUUCUGCCAACAUGAGGGCUACACAAAAGCAAAGAAACUGUCAUGAAUUCUUCAAUAAACUUCACCUUGCCUUGUU